This is a messenger RNA of Lodderomyces elongisporus, 432 nucleotides long. It is a transcript of the gene TRS20, whose product is annotated as TRAPP subunit. The coding region runs from base 1 to 432 and encodes 143 amino acids. The record is from RefSeq and is a predicted model, not a curated record. Gene Ontology annotation, biological process: endoplasmic reticulum to Golgi vesicle-mediated transport. Gene Ontology annotation, cellular component: cytoplasm; TRAPP complex; nucleus. The transcript has a single exon. Lineage: Eukaryota; Fungi; Ascomycota; Pichiomycetes; Serinales; Debaryomycetaceae.
AUGUCCUCAGCUGCAGCAUCGGCAUCUACAUCAAUCACAGCUGGAGUUGCUUCUGCUGCCCAGGAAGGCUCCGAAGGUUUUGUACCAGGAAGAUCCCAGUUUACACAGUCUACACGUGAACUACUACCAUUUAUUGCAAACUCGAGCAUUGACUUGAUCGAGGACCAAAUGUGGUCAAACUCAAUGCUAAAUCUCGGCAAGAUUGAUCAGUUUUAUGGUAUUUCCAUAAGUGCGUACCUUACCCAGGGUCAAAUUAAAUUUAUCUUAUGCUACGACUCAAAUAAAGAAGAGAUUAGCAUAAAACAAUUCUUUCAGGAUGUCAAUGACUUGUACGUGAAAACACUCAUGAACCCAUUCUACAAAGUCAAUGACGCUAUUAUAUCACCAGAUUUUGACUUUAAAGUCAAGUUGAUUGCAAAGAAAUAUUUGUAG